Molecule: messenger RNA, 1050 nt
Organism: Angiostrongylus costaricensis
Lineage: Eukaryota; Metazoa; Nematoda; Chromadorea; Rhabditida; Metastrongylidae
Source: the annotation of a GenBank genome assembly
AUGCUGAGAACACUCUUCGUAAUCACAAUGAUUGCCGUAAUGGUCGACUACGCUCAACAGCAAUUCGUUGGCGGGCCAGGCGUUCAUUUGAUUUCUGUGCAACUAUCAUCGAUGGCAUUCAAGCGUGUUGGUUCGGAUUCAGCUCGAGAAUGCGAAUUCGAUCACGUCUUUGAACUUGUCUUAUGCGUACAACGGAAGCGGCCACCAAACUUUUCUGAAGAUUUUCUAGAGAGGCUACCGGUGCAUAACAACAGCCAAGGGUCGUCAACUGUCAUAUCAACUAUGAAUGAUAUGCUACCGCCGGGUCGAUCACUAGUGUUGACGCUUAUUACUGAACGGAAAUGGUUAGGAAAUAAUGCACUCGCUGGCAUUCCAUUUGACCAUAGAAAGCUGGUUUUUAAAUUUUCGGUAUGUCCAUUGCUUUCUUUAGCUAUUCGUUCUGAUCAAAUGCUAAGGACACUCUUCUUAACUACAAUGAUCGGCGUAAUGCUCAGCUACAGUCAACCGCCAUUUGGUGGCGGGCCAGAUUUCUACGUAAUUCUUCUGCAUACAAGUCACACCGAUUCAUUUCAUUUCUACGCCACCGCCACCAGUGGACAUUCCUGUGAGCACGUUCGAAAACACCUUGCGGAUUUGAUAUCUGGUCCAACCUCUUUCCAAUAUAAUGGUGCCGCUUGUGCUAUUGAAGAUGGAUUAGUUUCGAAGUAUACAAUCGAAGUUUACUACAAGCUGUAUGUUAAUGGACCAGCAAGGGAGUUCAUUGAGAUUCACAGGCCGCAAAUUCCCAAUUGGACGGGCAAUAAUCGAGGUCCAGGUAACCCAUGGCAAAGUGGGCCUGGAAGUCAAGGUGGCCCAUGGCAAGGAGGCCAAGGUCGCCCAUGGCAAGGAGGCCAAGGUGGGCCCUGGCAAGGUGGCCAGGGUGGCUCGGGACAAGGAGGUCAGGCUGGUCCGUGGCACGGAGGUCAGGGUGGGCCGUGGCAAGGAGGUCAGGCUGGUCCGUGGCACGGAGGUCAGAGUGGUCCGUGGCAAGGCGGUGGCCCAGGUACGUAA